CGCGAGAGCCAUUUUUUUUCGGCCGGCUGCUGUUGCUGAGUAUCUAAACUAUGAUGUGAAGUUUCCAAUUUCAGUGAAGAGAAUCAUAGAACUUAUAUGUAGAACUCCUGGUUAAGAACGAGGAUAAAUCCUCGAUAUCGCCCAAAAGGUGCGAUGGGAUGUUUUGAUAAAAGUGACAACGAUGAAGCCAAGAAAAUUAGUAAAAAAAUUGAUAAUGAUAUUAAACAAGAUAAAAUUGCUUACCGAGCCACACAUAGAUUGCUGCUCCUUGGUGCCGGAGAGAGCGGAAAAAGUACUAUAGUUAAACAAAUGAGAAUACUUCACGUUGAUGGAUUCAACGAGCAAGAAAAACUUGAGAAAAUAGAAGAUAUAAAAAGAAAUAUUAAAGAAGGAAUUCUCACUAUCACAGGUGCUAUGAAAAUAAUAGUGCCACCAGGUAAACUUGAAAAUCCAGAAAACCAAUGGAGGAUCGAUUGGCUACAUGAAAAUGCAUCACAAGAAGAAUUUGAAUAUCCAGAGGAAUUUUACGACCAUGUCGAAAUUCUGUGGAAAGACAAAGGUGUGCUGGAAUGUUUUGAACGUUCCAAUGAAUACCAACUUAUAGAUUGUGCACAAUACUUUCUCGACAGGACGGCAGAAGUGCGGAAAAAAGAUUAUAGUCCAAAAAAUCAAGAUCUACUGAGAUGUCGUGUCUUAACACGAGGCAUAAUAGAAACGCGCUUUCAAGUGGAUAGGGUUAAUUUUCAUAUGUUCGAUGUUGGUGGACAACGAGAUGAAAGGCGGAAGUGGAUACAGUGUUUUAACGAUGUAACUGCAAUCAUAUUUGUAGUAGCAUGUAGCAGUUAUAAUUUGGUUUUAAGAGAAGACCAAAGUCAAAAUAGAUUACGCGAAAGCUUAGAUUUAUUUCUUGGUAUCUGGAAUAAUAGGUUUCUGAAAACUAUAUCUGUAAUUCUAUUUCUAAACAAACAAGAUUUACUUCGAGACAAAGUGCUGGCACAGAAGUCAAAAAUAGAAGAUUAUUUUCCUGAGUACGCUAGAUACAGGACGCCGGAAGACGCUGUACGAGAACAAGGAGAAGAAGAAGAGGUUACGAGGGCGAAAUACUUUAUUAGGGACGAAUUUUUGAGGAUAAGUACUGCAACAGGGGAAGGCAAGCAUUAUUGUUAUCCGCAUUUUACAUGUGCUGUUGAUACAGAGAACAUUAGGCGUGUAUUUAAUGACUGUCGAGACAUUAUACAAAGGAUGCAUCUAAGGCAGUAUGAGCUGCUCUAGUUUUUUCAAAGAGCAUCCCUAUAGAAAAAAAUCGGAAUUAUUCACAGUCUCCUGACGUGAUGUUCGGCGUCAUCCUGCGAUCUCUUGCUAACGUCGCUUGCAUGCACACGUUACACUGGCUGGUGACGUGCGUGUGACUGGAGUCAGUGACAAGGGAAAGUCUUCUUAGAAACAAUGGAUGCUUUUCUAAAAAUAUAAAUUGUGCAUUCCAUGAAUAUAAUACGUUGCCAAGUGAAUGGCGUGUUCCUUUAAUAGUGGAGAUAAACCAGUUUAAUAUUCUGACCCUUUAUAACCACGAAGUUCGAAUGGAGACCGUUCUUUUUUUUCCCGCACAGAUUACAAGACAACCAUCGUGAACACCUCGGGUGAAGAAUUCUGUAACCCAUGGUGGAGUGUUUUGUUACAGUGAUAUUGUUUGAAAGAGAGAAGUUUAUGGAAUGUAUAUACUGAUGUAAUUGUUCGUCCCUUUUUUGUUUUUUGUUCACACAAAUGUUAGUUUUCCCGUGAGUUCCCUGGAUUUCCUUUGAAAUAUCGGAAGUAUGUGGAUCGAACUAUUCGUUUGACUUCUAACCAAUUUUUUCAUUCACUCUUUGAUUUUAAAAAACCUUCAUCCAGUACGUUUAGGAGUUUUUUGUGUAGUUUUAUAAUUUCUCCCAUGGAGCCAGAUACCAAUUUGUUUUUGUGUUUUUGUUGUUGUUUUUUUUUUAAUUUCUUGCGGGAUGGGAGAACACCGCUCUGUCCCUUGCCGGCUGUUCUGAUACAUAUAGAAAAAGAGCAGAAAUGAAUAAAAGUUAUUUUCGUAGUCUGUUAUUUAUUUAUUAAAAUUUCACUUUAUCUGCUUCAUCUGUAUUGUAUGUUUUCUUACACAAAUGAGACUUCACACUACACUACACCACAAGCCAUGUGAACACCGUUUGUCUGAAGCACAACAAAAGGGAAGUUAUGCUUGAAACGUGUAUUGUACGAAGCCUCAAACACGCUACAAUUUUUUAGAAAUAGGCACGUAAACUCAAACGGAAAAUGAAAUUAUUGUCUUGCUUACCUCGGAUCUUAAUGGAAUUAUUCAGUUUUCUACUUCUGCGUUCUUGAUUUUCUGUGAUGGUGAAGCGAGGUCGAAAACAUACAAAAAUCCUUUAUUGUAAAACCUUUUACCACAAGUUGUUUUUAGCAAUUAUUACUAACUUAACUUUGGUCACGUGGUAUACACGUGGAUUAGAUAUGUGAAUGUUUUUGUAAAACGCCGAACAAAAUAAACCUUCUCUUAAUAAUUGUAUAAAGUGAAUAAAUACAAGAAAAAGAUGAAGAAAAGUAUAUUAAAA
Molecule: messenger RNA, 2591 nt
Organism: Hydractinia symbiolongicarpus
Lineage: Eukaryota; Metazoa; Cnidaria; Hydrozoa; Anthoathecata; Hydractiniidae
Product: guanine nucleotide-binding protein G(s) subunit alpha-like
Exons: 12
Coding region: 154-1272 (372 amino acids)
Biological process (GO): adenylate cyclase-modulating G protein-coupled receptor signaling pathway
Cellular component (GO): heterotrimeric G-protein complex
Molecular function (GO): GTP binding; G-protein beta/gamma-subunit complex binding; GTPase activity
Source: RefSeq, a predicted model, not a curated record